This is a messenger RNA of Stegodyphus dumicola, 887 nucleotides long. RefSeq names its product p21-activated protein kinase-interacting protein 1-like. The record is from RefSeq and is a predicted model, not a curated record. Lineage: Eukaryota; Metazoa; Arthropoda; Arachnida; Araneae; Eresidae. Gene Ontology annotation, molecular function: protein binding.
AACGGAAGCACGAGGGCGGACGUAAACAAACAGUUAUCUCGAAGUAAAGUGUUUUAAUUUUUUUGUGAAAAAUGAAUGACACCGAAACUGUCGUCGAAACUACGGCUUCCGAUAAUGUAUUAAUGGAAAUUGUUAUCGGAACAUAUGAAAGAUUUCUCCUUGGUUAUAAUUUGGAAUUAGAAUCUGAGAAAUUUUCUUUAAAGCAGAGCUUUUCAGAACAUUCACAUCUGCAAUCUGUAAGAUGUAUUGCUUCAAACAACAAGUUACUGGCUUCUGGAAGCAUAGAUGAAAGAAUCCAACUAUAUAAUAUGAAAACACGGAAAGGAUUAGGAACUCUUAUACAACACAAUGGAACUGUCACAAGUUUAGAAUUUUAUGAUUCAUACUUGAUUUCAAGCAGUGAGGACAAAACUAUUUGUAUAUGGUCCACGAAAAAUUGGCAGUGCAUAAAAACACUUAGUGGCCACAAAUAUGCUGUCAAUUCUAUUUCUAUUCAUCCAUCUGGCAAGCUGGCAUUGUCUGUUUCCAAAGACAAAACAUUGAGAACAUGGAAUUUGAUCAAGGGACGAUCAGCAUAUAUUACUAAUAUUAAGAAAGUUGCAGAAUUAGUGCGGUGGUCUCCUGAUGGAUCUCAUUUUUUGGUAGCAUUCCGCAAUGCAAUUGAUGUCUACUCUGUGGAGAGUGCUGCUGUAGUGCAGACUAUCGACUUCAAACAGAAAAUAUGUGACUUAACCUUUAUAAAGGAUGAAAUAAUUGCCGUGGGAGGGAGGAGAAAGCGAGGAUAUCCAGUUAAAGCAUUAGAAUGUGUUUCUGUAAAUUCAGAAACAUUUUUAGUUAGUACUUCUAGUGAUGGAUACAUAAAAGUAUGGUACUUGGAUGUAUCUGAG